This is a messenger RNA of Exophiala viscosa, 1815 nucleotides long. Its product is annotated as MFS transporter, MCP family, solute carrier family 16, member 6. Gene Ontology annotation, molecular function: transmembrane transporter activity. NCBI's taxonomy places the organism in Eukaryota, Fungi, Ascomycota, Eurotiomycetes, Chaetothyriales, Herpotrichiellaceae. Gene Ontology annotation, biological process: transmembrane transport. The transcript is spliced from 2 exons. The coding region runs from base 130 to 1413 and encodes 427 amino acids. The record is from RefSeq and is a predicted model, not a curated record. Gene Ontology annotation, cellular component: membrane.
GCCUUUCAAUUUCUCACCUCAGAAAGUUUGUUCUUCCCAGGUUGUCCCUCGCGCCACAUCCUUUCUUUCUUCGCGGGUGCCCAAUGGAGUCGAGAUACGAAUUAACUGAACGAGAGUGACGACUGCAACAUGGCCGAAGAAGGGUCAAAAGAAACGCCCGAAGUGGCGGUCCCCAUUGCACCUGGGGUGCCAGCCAUAUCCUAUGAUCCAAACGAGGAACCAGCCUACGGCUGGGUUGUUUGCGGCGCUCUGUCCGCGAUCAAUGGCUUCACCUGGGGUAUCCUGGCUAGCUUCGGAGUUUACCUGUCUUAUUACAUCAACCAUGAAACUUUUUCUGGUGCUUCUGACCUGGAUUACACGUUCGUGGGCGGAGUCAAUUUCGCGACCGCCUUGUUUUGUGCGCCUCUUGUCAACCUGAGCACGCGAAAGUUUGGAACCAAUAUCCCAAUGUACUGUGGCGCCUGCAUGUUCGGUGGCGGAUUUGUGGCAGCGUCCUUUGCUACCGAGUUCUGGCAUCUGGUCCUGAGCCAGGGAAUUCUAGUCGGUAUGGGUGUUGGCUUUGUGUGGCAACCAGCUACGCCCAUCCUGCCUCAGUGGUUCAAGAGAAACAGAAGUCUGGCACAGGGUAUCGCUGCCGCAGGCUCUGGUGUUGGCGGGAUUAUCUUUUCGUCAUCAACAACGCCGAUGAUUGACAACCUGUCCUUGGCAUGGUCACUGCGCAUCACGGGAAUCAUUGCGUUCGUGGUCCUAAUGAUUGCAAGCUUCUUGAUCCGAGAUCGACAUGCCACGCUCCGCCCACGCAUCCGGCUUUUCGACCACACUUUGUUGCGAAAGUCCCGGGUUUGGCUGUUGAUGGGAUAUUCCUUCUUCACCAUCUUGGGAUAUAUCGUCGCGAUUUACUCGCUUUCAGCAUUUGCCGUCUCGAUCGGGCUCACUCAGCAACAAGGCGGAAUCGUGGUUACUGUGAUGAAUGUUGGGACUACACUUGCAAGACCAUUCGUUGGUGUGCUUAGCGACCGCUACGGCAGAAUAACUGUUGCGGGGAUCUUGACAGCGAGCAAUGUGUUGUUCGUCUAUGCGAUCUGGAUACCCACAAACUCGUAUGGUGUGCUUUUGUUCUUGGCCAUCCUGCUCGGCGCAACAAGUGGCAUAUAUUGGGGAACAAUUGCACCACUCUGUGCAGAAGUGGUCGACCUGACGGAGCUGCCGUCGACCCUCAGUCUGAUGUGGCUGACCGAUGCUUUGCCUUCGCUGUUUUCCGAGGCCAUCGCUCUCGAGAUCCGUCGCCCAAAGUCACACCGACCAUACUUGUGGCCGGAGAUAUACACUGGAUUGGCUUAUUUAAUCUCAAGUCUCUUUCUGCUUGAGCUUCGGCGUCGGAAAUGGGGUUGGGGCAGCGAAAGGCACAGGUGAUGUACUUCUCAGCAGUCCUCAGCUCUCGGUGUUCUGCAAACCUCAUCUUCACCCAUGUGAAACUCUAGCAUCACACCACCCGAAGCCAUGGACUGAUUACUGAACACGUGGCUAGCCGACGUGCUCGGAAAAUGUCUAUGACGACAGCAUGCAUGCCGGAAGUCUAGCUGGGUUCCGAGCCACAAUGCGCCGCUAUCGACAUUCCAUCAAGCGUGCGGAGAGCAUUUUUCACCGUUGCUUGGAAGUCGACGAGUGGUGCUGUUCGGUAUCGAAAGAGUUGCCAUCUCCGGUGGAUAUGGCUAUGAUAUACGGCCAUUAACGGGUUUCCGCGCCACUCCACCAUAAAUCUCAACUAAAGUCUCAGCUCCACCAAUGCCACUGCUGCAUCAGAGCACUCAGCCC